AUGUCUCGCAGGAUCGCACCUGCACCAACUUAUAGUGCGGGGCAUUGUCGUCAUGUAGGUACAAAAAGUAAGAUCGCGCACCAUCCUUCCUUUCUCUUUUCUACAGAGCUGCCACCAUGGCGGAAGCAAUAGGCGUCGCCACGAGCAUUAUCGCCAUCCUGGAACUCGCCCGUUCAGCUGUCCUAUACAUCGACGGCGUCAAAAACGCUUCCAAGGACAUCAAGAGUUUGGCAAGGGAGAUAUAUAGCGUCUCGGGCAUCCUAAAGAACAUAAAAGACCUAGUCAAAACCCCGAAAGAUGCCGGCGGCGGCAUCUCGUCUUCAGCCCUCCAAUCAUUGGGAGGUGAGGAAGGGCCGUUACAGCAGUUCGAACAGCUUCUCAGAGCCAUGAAUGAAAAGCUAGGUGUCGGCCGGAAUGAUCCUCCAAAUUUGAUUGAGCGAUUGGCAUCCAAGAUGGCGUUUCCAUUGAAGAGCGAGGAGAGACAGAACAUCCUCGCCGCCAUUGAGCGGUACGAGAUUCUCUUCCUACUAGCCAUGGGCAAUGACCAGAGCCAGCUGCUGCGCAAACUCAGAGGCGAUCUCGGAGAAAGCCUGCGGACUGUCCUUGAUGGCAUCUCUGAGAUCAAACUUGUUCAGAAGAGCCAGCAAUCCCGUGAACUGCAGCGAGAGGCCCAAAAUAUCAUCAAUUGGCUGAGCGAGGUCAAUUUUCUUGCCACACAAGCCGCCGUCCUUGCCAGGCGCACCGAGGGCACCGGCCAAUGGUUCUUAGAGAGCAACGAAUUUAGGCAAUGGGUUGCUGGCGACAACAAAGUUCUGUGGUGCCCUGGCGACCCAGGCGUUGGAAAGACGAUUCUCGCGGCAACAAGCGUUGACUACCUCCACCAGAAGUAUUCGAAUCAGGAUGAUGUCGCUGUAUUCUGCGUAUACUGCAACUACAAAGACUACAGCAUCCAGACAGCCACAGACCUGCUGGCAGGCAUAUGCACGCAAUCCAUGUGUCUCCGGUCUUCGGUUUCUGACUCAUCAAAGUCAUACCACGAAGCGGACCGUCAAAUCCGGGAAGGCCCAACGAAAGAGGCAAUCUUGGACCUUUUAGGGGCUGAGAUCAAACAGUACCGGAAAGUUUUCAUCGUUGUCGACGCUUUGGAUGAGUUCGGCGACAAAGAACAGCAGGACGAGUUCUUGUCUGAACUGCAAAAAAUUGACACGGCUCAUGUGCUCUUUACUUCUCGUACUCCCGCUGACGUGAACCCAUUCUUCCCCGAGCGUGCUGUCUUAACUAUAUCAGCCCACAGCAAGGAUAUUGAGCGAUAUCUCCGAACUAGUGUACAGCUGCUCGACGACUUCGUCAAAAACGAUCCAGACCUACAGGAGGAAAUAGUUGCAGGUGUGACACAGAGUGCGGGUGGAAUGUUUCUGCUGGCGAGACUACAGCUUGAGAUGUUUAAAGACAAACUCAACGCUCUAGAAAUCAGAAAGGCCAUCGAAAACCUGCCCCGAGGCGGUGACGCCCUACGUGGAACUUAUGAAGAAGCUGUAAAGAGGAUUGAUAGCCAGCCAGAAGGCUACCGCGUAUUCGCAUAUCAAGCCAUAACUUGGAUCAUCCACACCUGGCGCCAGUUGACAGUUGAGGAACUCCGUCACGCUUUGGCAGUUGCCCGACACUCUUCCCUAGACAAAGACGCCUUGCCGUCGGAGAAACAUCUAACGGCCUUCUGCGCAGGCCUAGUCGUCAUUGACCAAGAGAACAAAAAAGUCCGCAUAGUACAUCACUCCGCUGAAGCAUACCUCAAAGAAACUGUCUGCAGCCCGCCUCGCCAGGCUCAAAACCACAUCGCCACAACUUGCCUGCAAUACCUCCUUCUCGGCCCCAUGCAAACCCAUGACAUCCCUUCCAUUCCUCUCGACCAGCUCGCCACCCACCUCUACGACCGACCCAAAUCCCUCAAAGAGGAGCCCACCGACAUUGAGGCCGUCUACCCAUUCGCCCGCUACGCGCGCCGCUCCUGGGACAUACACCUAAACGGUGCGAAAAAGCCAGGUCUGCAAAGCGCCAACCGCAUUUGUGGCGGCAGCGCGCUCCUGCCAGCACUAUAUGCGGCCUGCACGUGGCGGCGGCCCCCGCAGACACCGAGCCGCUUCGGCGGCAAAGUGGGCAACCGCCCCAACCCCAAUACUUAUCGCGGGCUGUUGGCCGCGCUGGCGGCUGCGGAUGCGGAUCUUGCUGCUACAUCGCCCGGGAAGGGGGCCACGGCGCUGCAUUAUGCGGUUGCAGUACCGAAUGAUCCGAAAGCGCGCCUUGUGGAACUGCUGUUGGACAAUGGCACUGCGGCGCAUGCUGGUGUGCGCGAUAAUCAGGGCGCUACGCCGCUGGAUUGGGCAGCGGUGGCGCAGCGCGAUGAGUGCGUGCAGUUGCUGUCGUCGGGCGGUGCGGCUGCAGCGUCUGUGUAGUUAGGGGUGCUGGUUUGCGAUUUCAACUUUGCGCUGGCGUACUCUCGUGGGAUGCAUUUGUAUCUUCGUAUCUUUUAUUUUCGUACCCUCGUG
Molecule: messenger RNA, 2543 nt
Organism: Aplosporella prunicola CBS 121167
Lineage: Eukaryota; Fungi; Ascomycota; Dothideomycetes; Botryosphaeriales; Aplosporellaceae
Exons: 2
Coding region: 117-2450 (777 amino acids)
Molecular function (GO): ATP hydrolysis activity; protein binding
Source: RefSeq, a predicted model, not a curated record